Copidosoma floridanum is the source of this 1686-nucleotide messenger RNA. RefSeq names its product ADP-dependent glucokinase. Lineage: Eukaryota; Metazoa; Arthropoda; Insecta; Hymenoptera; Encyrtidae. Gene Ontology annotation, biological process: glucose metabolic process. The record is from RefSeq and is a predicted model, not a curated record. Gene Ontology annotation, cellular component: endoplasmic reticulum. Gene Ontology annotation, molecular function: ADP-specific glucokinase activity.
GGCACUGCACCGUCGCGCAGAUCUCUGACAACGGCGUCCUGACUUUUACAACUCUAACCUUUUUUUCAUUCCCUCCGUAUUCUUUACAGUCGUUAAUUGUUAGUUUUCUCAUUUUUUUCCCCCCUUUCUUUGUGCUAUUUUCAGGGGGUAGGAAUAACAUGCAAUAAAUGCGGCAACAAUGGGGUACGGUAAAUUAAAGUUUGGCACUUUUUUAACAGUGGUAGUAGUCCUCUUGGCUAUCUACUACAGGAGUUCAUAUGACGUGCUACAACAGAAAUUACACUCUGUUUUGAAGGCUCUUGAAAAUUUGGAAGAUAAAUAUAAAGUUCUUCCAAGGCCAAAAGUUGCUGUUGGCUAUGGGAUAUGCACUGACGUUUACGUCGAGGCUGGAAGCCUUUUGGAAUACACGGACGAAAUGGGGCAGCCUCAGCAUUUUGACGAGAUCACCACCAAGGAAGAGCUUCUCAAGAGCUUUGCUUAUUAUUUUCGACAUGGAGCAGCAGCCGAACGAUUCAUGUCGAACUCCUCUCUAUUUGAUAUGCUGGUAGCAGAGGCUCGCUCUUUUCCAAAAUACUAUUCUACUAUAGGAGGUAAUGCGGCUACCAUGGCUAUGAGGCUGGUAAAAGAAGGCUGUGAUGUUGCGUUAGCGGCAAAAAUGACAGAUUCUUUGAGACAAAUGAUACCUGAAGCUAUUGAGGUAGUUGGAGACGAAGUCGACAGAGAUGAUAUACAUUUGGUUCUUGAGUAUAAGAGGGGAGAGACUUGGGGACCUUACAAAAGUCCCAGAGCAAACAGGUAUAUUAUACAUAACGACAAGCAUAAUCCAGAAGCAAGUGGACUGGAAGAUCUCCAAAAAAUCCUGCCAACAUUCAAACCUGAUCUCUUAAUUGUAAGUGGUAUACAAAUGAUGGACAGUUAUCCAUUUGAAGAAGGCAAGCGCUUAAUUCGUUUGAAAAAAAUUCACGAACAAAUGCGCAGUCAGCCUCAAUCGACGAGAAUCCAUUUUGAAAUGGCCUCUUUUGUCGAAGCUGAUCUUGUCAAAGAUCUAAACGAACUUAUCGUUCCGUAUGCUGACAGUUUAGGCAUGAACGAGCAGGAGAUUACGAACCUGCACAAUUCACUUUAUUACGGAAAUAUUUCACUUGUUGCAAAUUCUACUCCAAGAGUAGCUAUUGUUCUCGAUCAGAUACGUGAACUUUUCAAGCUCAUAAGAACAAGAGGAGAGAGUAUUAAAGGUGCCAGGACACUUACCAGGAUUCACGUGCACACCCUGGCUUAUCAGGCUAUUUUGACUGUUAAAGGAUCAUCUUGGAAGAAUACCAUGGCUGCCGCAGCUAAAGCUUCCCUCACUGCCCAUAGACAUGUUUGUAGUACUAAUCGGAUCGAUCUUCAGAAGGCAACUCUGAUAAUGGACGACAGUUUCACCACGUCGAUAAUUUCCGGUACUCGUAUACCUCUGAACGUGGAAGAACCGGUGGCCUGCUGGAACGAGACUUUCCACGUGUUGGGAAAACGCAUCGAGGUUGACGUGUGCGUUGCGCCUGUACUCGUUUGCACCGAAGCCAGUCAAACAGCCGGUGGCGGCGAUAACAUUUCCAGUGCUGGUCUUGUGCUUCAGAUUUGAAGCGACUUUGGACGAUUUUCAUUGAUUCCCUUGUAAUGUAUAGCGUGAUGAUAUCGAUUGCG